Molecule: messenger RNA, 1968 nt
Organism: Trichoderma aggressivum f. europaeum
Lineage: Eukaryota; Fungi; Ascomycota; Sordariomycetes; Hypocreales; Hypocreaceae
Product: transcriptional regulator family: Fungal Specific TF
Exons: 8
Coding region: 1-1968 (655 amino acids)
Biological process (GO): regulation of transcription by RNA polymerase II
Molecular function (GO): DNA-binding transcription factor activity, RNA polymerase II-specific; zinc ion binding
Source: RefSeq, a predicted model, not a curated record
AUGGCUGGCCCUGGCGGUGGUCCUCCUCGUCGCAGUCACACCAAGUCUCGCAAAGGCUGUGAUACGUGCAAGCGUCGUCACAUCCGCUGCGAUGAGAGCUUCCCUCAAUGCCGCAACUGCACCAAGCACAAGAUCCGUUGCCCGUACAACGAUGUGCAGGUUCCUGAGGCUGGUCGCUCAACCACUCCGGACAAGCCCGAUCUCAUGUGGUCACCACAGGUCGAGGCUGCUAUUGCCGAGUGGCAGAGGACUGGCAUGUUCCCCUUCCCAACGCUCCGCAUCUUCCCAGCUCCCAUGCCGCACAUGUUCUCCCUUGAGGACCUCCGGUUGAUCUACCACGUUGCAUCCCUGUACUAUCAGCUGGCGGCCUAUGAGGCCAACAACUUCACUUUGUGGACCCGUCAUAUCCCGACUCUGCUCAAGAUCGGCGCGACUACUCCCUACGUGAUGCAUGCGCUGUUGGCAUUCUCUGCCAUGCACAUCGCCUUUUUGACCGACUGCCCUCUGGUCGGCAGCAUGGCGUUUGAGCAUAGGGGCAAGGCCUUGAGCGGUCUGCACACCGCGAUUGGCUCCUUCUCUCGCGCUACCUCCGACGCCAUCCUGGCGGCAUCCCUGGUGCUAUCGUGGCAGGCCACCGAUUGGCGCAGCUGGACCCAGCUCAUGCAGGGCACCUCGACGGUGAUUGAUGCAAUGGACGCAUGGAAGCAUGAGUCUGAGUUCACAGACUUCAUUGCGGAGAGCAGCACUUUCCCAACAGCUCCGGCUUCUCCGGAUCCUGAACGCCGGGUUCACCAACCCCAGAAGGACGACAUUGAGGCCUACCAGCGAACCUUGGAGCAAGUCAUCAAGGUUGAAGCUCAUCUGAAGCACAACAAGGAAGACGCAGCUCAGAUGCAGCACUUGAUCGGCUUCCUCAAGGGCUCUCGCAAGAUCAGCCCCACUCUCCCCAUCGCCCAACAGUUUGAGCGCCUCCAGCCCCUGAGGACUUGGCUUUUCUGGGUCCCUGUCGGCUACAUUCAGACCUACCACUGCUCCCCCAACUCCCUGGUUGCCAUUGCCCACCUGUACACGGCGGCCCUGCUGAUGGAGCGGCUCUUCCCCGAGAUUGGCGCGGCCUACUUUGGCAGCCUGUCCAUGACCCCGAUUGAGGAAAUCGCCCGGCGGCUCAUGUCCAUGAACCUCGCGAGCACUGGUGUGAAGAACUCGUACCAGACGCCGCUCACGCUCAUGGAGUUUCCCAUUGACACGGUCAGUGAGUUCCGGUCCCGCAUGGGCUGGAUGAGCCCGCAGAGGACCCCCUCGUUCCCUACGUUCCAUCCUCCCAACUUCCACCUGCGCGACGAGGUGCCAAUGGUCCCUGCAACGGAGUCCUACAUGCCAUAUGGGAACCCUGCCUUUAGCUAUAGCGCCGAGAGCAUGCCAAUGCUCAACAGCCCUACGGCACCUGGUCCGCAUGAGUCGCUCAGCCCGCUGGUCAUCUCGUCUCCCUAUCUGAGCCACCAGUACCUGAACGUGCCGUCUCCGUCCUUUGGGGUUGCCUACAGCCCGGCAUCAUCAACCUUUGAGGCGUCCCUUGCAUACAGCGAUUCGGAAGAGUACGGUGGGUAUGAAAUGCGAGGCUACCAUCCCGGCCAUUCGCCCACAUUCGAGGAUGCGCAAUGCGCCGGCAGCAGCAGCUACCCCGUCGGGAAUUCCAGAACUCAAUCAGCGUACCCGCCUCCGGAGGGUUCGUCGAUGGCGCCACCCUUUCCGCCAGCUCCGUCUCAAUCUCCGUACCACUACCAGGACACGCUCGGCAUGCUUCCUCUUCCUGAGUCCCCGGUUCCGCUGUCUAGCACACCGCAUCACCGACACCGUCAGACCGUUUCGGUCUCUUCCACGCCGCACCCUCCAUCUCCGCUGUCGCGCGUGCCUUUGACUCGCAGCUCUUCGGGGCUUGAUGACAAGGGCAAGCAGCGGGCGAUGUGA